Molecule: messenger RNA, 2070 nt
Organism: Coregonus clupeaformis (lake whitefish)
Lineage: Eukaryota; Metazoa; Chordata; Actinopteri; Salmoniformes; Salmonidae
Exons: 2
Coding region: 24-1889 (621 amino acids)
Molecular function (GO): nucleic acid binding; zinc ion binding
Source: RefSeq, a predicted model, not a curated record
GUCUACACAAGUGUUGGAAAUUUAUGAAUAAAACCAUCUCUGAGCGAGUCAAGUUUGUUCAAGGGAUGAAGUUGUGCUUUGGCUGUCUGAAGCCUGGCCAUCGCUCAAAGGAGUGUGAAAAUAGAAGGAUCUGUGAUACUUGUGAGAAAGGACAUCCAACCUGCCUACACGAUAAUCGCAGCAAAGAAAGAGGAAUGUCAACAAGGACUGAUGGAGAAAUGGAGAGUGACAAGUCAAGAGAAGGAACGACAGAUCGUUCACAAGAAAGGGUGACAAAACCACCACGCGAGGUAACAUCUAACAGAGUUAUCCAGAAUGUUAAAGGCACCCAUACAUCCUCAGUCAUUCCUGUGUGGUUGUCCACUACAAGUAAGCCAAAUCAUGAAGUUCUUGUGUACGCUCUUCUCGAUACACAGAGUGACACGACCUUCAUCCUUGAAGAGACAGCAAAGGUGCUUCACACUAAAAAUGAACCAGUCCAGUUAAAGCUCUCCACAAUGGCUUCAAGAAAUACAGUGGUGCCUAGCAGAAGGCUGACUGAUCUACAAAUAAGAGGAUUCUACUCCGAUAAGAUAAUCUACCUGCCAGUAACUUACUCAAGAGAAUUCAUCCCUGCAAACAGAGAUCAUAUUCCCACACCAGAGACUGCCAAGGCAUGGUCUCAUCUUGAGCACAUUGCAGAUGAAAUUGCUCCUCUGCAGAGCUGUGACAUCGGCCUACUAAUUGGCUACAACUGUCCUCAAGCUCUUGUACCAAGACAAGUGGUUGCUGGAGAAGAAAAUGAGCCCUUUGCUCAGAGAACAGACUUGGGUUGGAGUGUAGUCGGCUAUGGCAACCCAUGUCUUGACUUUGGAGAUGCCUUUGGAAUAAGCCAUCAAGUCAUUGUGAAGCAAGUGACAUCAGUUCUUCCAAAUCUCCCAAACGAAGUGCACUAUGUCUGUAGAACACAGAUCAAAGAAGUAGUCCUUCCAACAGACGUCAUCAAGGUGUUGGAAUCUGAUUUUGUAGAAAGGGCUUCAGAAGAUGAACACCUUUCUCAAGAGGAUCUCCAGUUCAUGUCAAUUAUGGAGAGUGGCAUCAGACUCAAGGAUGAUGGGCACUAUGAAAUGCCACUUCCCUUCAAGAAAGGAAGACCAAACUUACCAGAUAACAAGGUAUGUGGCAUCCACCGUCUCAGAUGUCUGGAGAAGAAGUUAAAGGGAAAUGAGCAGUACUGCAGAGACUAUAAGACCUUUAUGGAUGAGACAAUAGCUUCAGAAGACAACCCAGCUGACCACGCCUCAAGGGGUGUCACAGCAGAACAACUCACAGCUUCUAACUGGUUCACAGGUCCAGACCUUCUUUGGCAAAAAGAGCUACCAACUGGAGUUGUCAUGGUGGGAGAGAUCGAGAGCAGUGACCCAGAGGUCAAUAAAGCUCAGGUUCAUGACACUCAGGCAGAAGAAGCAAAAACAAUUUUAGAUCGUCUACACAACUUCUCAGACUGGGCAAGAAUGGUGAAGGCUGUUGCCAGACUCAAGCGCCGUGCUAAGGAAAUCAAAGGUCUCAAGCCAAAGUCCUGUGAGGCCUCGAACUUGGAGGAAAGGAAAGAGACGGAGCUGACCAUAAUCAAGAUGGUCCAGGAAGCAACUCUCUCUCAAGAAAUUCAACGCCUUAGACAUCAUAAGGAGACAAAGGUCAAAGACAAAGCCAACCAGUUGCACAAACUAUGUCCGUUCCUGGAUGAUCAAGGUGUAAUCAGAGUAGGAGGCCGCUUAGCUAAUGCUGCCCUACAUCCACAUGUGAGGCAUCCAGCAGUACUUCCUAGAGACAGUCAUGUUUCUGCAUUGCUCGUCAAGCACUAUCAUGAGAGAGUGUACCAAAGAUCGCAGAAAUGCAAAGGUCGGUGACAUUGUUCUGUUACAAGAUGCUGCCACACCACGAAACCAAUGGAAGCUAGCAAGAGUCAUCGAGGUCUAUCCUGGAAGUGAUGAAAGAGUGAGGAGACUCAAGUUACUCAUCAGUGACUCCUCCCUGGAUGGAAGAGGAAAGCGUACAGCCAAACCUGUUUACCUGGAGAGACCCAUUCAG